AUGGUUGAUUUGACUACAGAUGCAGCGUUAGAUGAAGAUCCUUACAAAGGUGUUUCACCAGAUCAUGGUGACCAGUGUAUUACGUGUCAAGUAUGCAUGGCAAAGUUAUGGGAUGUAGAAACGGCGAGAGGCAGAACCAAUAAUGGGAAAACAAGUUAUUUUUUAUGUUGUGGUUAUGCCAAAGUAGAGCUACCCGAUUAUAAAGAUGCACAACCAAAUUAUCAGAAACUAUUUACAUCUUUGGAUAAUGAAAGCAAGCAUUUUUUGAAAAACAUUCGCCGUUAUAAUUCUAUGUUCGCUUUCACAUCAAUGGGUGGUAAGGUCGAUCCGACUGUUAAUAGAGGUAAUGGCCCAUUUUGCUACAGGAUUAGCGGUGAAAACUAUCAUAGUAUUGGAAGUCUGUUGCCGGAGAAUGCCAAUAAACCAAAGUUUUGCCAGCUGUACAUAUACGAUACAGAGAACGAAGUUUCAAACCGAGAAUCGAUUUUUAGUCGAUCUAAGGAGUCACCUACAUCCUCUUCUGCUUCAGUUGAUCGUCAGUUGAUCCAACAUAUCAAGUCUGUGUUAGACUCCGAUAAUGUAUUGGUUAAAGUUUAUAGGAUGGUUAGAGAUUGUUUUCAUGACGAUCCGCAACUUACUCUUAAGGUACGUCUUAUUGGAAAAAGGGACAAGGAUGGUCGAAUGUAUAACUUACCAACAUGUGGUGAGGUUGCUGCUCUAAUUGUUGGGGAUGUUGAAAACGCAAUUGAGAACAGAGAUAUUGUUGUUGAAACUAAAUCGGGGACUCUUCAACGAAUAAGUGAAUUACAUCCUUCUUACCUUGCUCUUCAAUACCCAAUUCUCUUCCCAUAUGGAGAUGAUGGUUACAGAGUUGACAUCCUUCAUAGAGGUGUCAUAGAUGUAACCAACAAGAAGCGUCCAAAUUGUACGAUGAGAGAGUUCUUUUCGUAUCGUAUUCAAGAUAGACUAAACCAAUUUUCGCUGAUUCUAAAUUCAAGGAGACUUUUCCAACAAUUUUUGGUUGAUGCUUAUACGAUGAUUGAGAGCGAGAGACUAAACUACAUACGUUUUCAACAAAAAAAUCUAAGAUCUGAUACCUAUGAAAGUCUCCGGAAAUUGAGAAAUAAUGGUCAGCAAGAUAUAUCUAAUGUUGGUACACCUCUUAUAUUGCCUUCUUCGUUUACUGGUGGAGCUAGAUAUAUGAUGCAAAACUAUUUAGAUGCAAUGGCUUUAUGUAAAUGGUUCGGUUAUCCUGAUUUUUUUUAUAACCAUUACAUGCAAUCCGAAGUGGCCAGAGUUAUUUAUACAAUUGAGUUUCAAAAACGUGGCUUGCCUCAUGCGCAUUUGUGCUUAUUCAUAGAACCAGAAGCUAAACUUCCCACUGUUGACCAAGUUGAUCCGUUCAUAUGUGCAGAAAUUCCAAACAGAGAUGAUGACCCAGAGUUGUAUACGCUUGUGAAGGAUUUUAUGAUUCAUGGACCGUGUGGUAAUGCUAAUAUGAACUGCCCAUGUAUGGUUGAUAAACAGUGUUCAAAAGAUUUUCCUAAAAGAUUUCAAGAUACUACGACAAUUGACGCCAAUGGUUUCCCAUUAUACAGAAGGAGAGAUGAUGGAGCAACAGUUGUCAAAAACCGGAUCGAAUUAGAUAAUAGAAGUGUUGUACCAUACAACAAAAAGUUAUUGAAAAAGUAUCAGGCACAUAUAAACGUGGAGUGGUGCAACCAAGCUGGGUCAAUUAAAUAUUUGUUUAAGUAUAUCAACAAAGGUCCUGAUAGAGCAACAGUUGCUGUUUUGCAUAGUGAUAAUCAUAAUGAACAACAUGAAAAAGAUGAGAUUAAAAAGUAUUAUGACUGUCGGUAUAUCUCAGCAUGCGAGGCAUCAUGGAGGAUAUUUAGUUACGAUGUAAAUUACAGAUAUCCUUCUGUUAUCAGACUUCCAUUCCAUCUUCCAGGUCUCCAACCGGUUGUCUUUAGAGCAGACGAAGACAUCAAUUCUGUUCUUAACAGGCCAUCUGUCAAGUGUUCUAUAUUUCUGUCUUGGAUGGAAAGGAACAAAGACCCUGAUGACCAUUUGGCGCGUACACUAACUUAUGUUCAGUUUCCAACUUGGUAUGUAUGGAAGAUUGAAAACCGUUGUUGGCAACCUCGGAAGAAAGGACCUAAGUCAUAUGACGAUAUCAAAACUGUUAAUGGUCAUGUACAUGAUACAUUUCGAGAUGUGUGUUUCGCACUUGGUCUUUUAGAUGAUGACAAAGAGUACAUCGAAGCAAUUAAAGAAGCAAAUGAAACAGCAACAGCUUCAUAG
Messenger RNA from Helianthus annuus (common sunflower), 2304 nucleotides. RefSeq lists its product as uncharacterized. Bases 1 to 2304 code for a protein of 767 amino acids. The record is from RefSeq and is a predicted model, not a curated record. The transcript has 5 exons. Lineage: Eukaryota; Viridiplantae; Streptophyta; Magnoliopsida; Asterales; Asteraceae.